UCGCUGCACGGAGAUUGUAUAGCUCCAUUCUACGAUGCGUCUCUGUUUCCUUCCGAAGGCGGAUAUAUCGGUGGCCGCCUUUGUUCGCAACAGAGUCAAGACCCGACUUCUCCAUUAUGUUGUCUACCAUGUCCGGCAUCGUAUUGGGCUUACUCGGACAAUUUUGUGACUCUUGGGACUGUCGCGGGGUGGCUCAAUGUUGUCGGGCUACUGCUACAAGCCUUCAUGCUCAUCUCGAAUACUUUUCUCCCAGCGGCGAGGACUCGGAGUCACUACCUCACACAGUGUCUAAUCGUUGCUGUCAUAUUCAUUAACCUCGCCUUCGUCAUCCCACUAGGAGCGGAGCCUGAACAGUGCUAUGAUGGGAUCACACCAAACGACAUGUACACUUCCAUGACAUGUGCCUGGUCUGGAGCAUUCCUGCUAGCCGGAGCACUCGCAGGAUCCAUGUGGAUCUUCAUCCGAUCGUUAUCCAUGCACCUCACUGUCGUCUGGGAUAACGUUCCCGGUACGAGAUUCUUCUAUAUCUCGCAAGCUGUGGGCUGGGGAGUACCAGCUGCACUGUUCACAUCUGCAAUCAGUAUAUCAGGGGUCUCGUUUCGAUUUGGCAGUACCUGUCAUAUCAACCAUGACGACUCAAUGGCAACCUUCUGGGGAUGGCUUCUUGCUGUGGCAGGCGCGGCUUUGAUUGUUCAAAUCACCACUUUCGCGUACUGCCUUCGUGUCUUCUUCAACAGUCUUUGGGAAGACAGCGCAAGACCAGUGUCCCAAGGCUCAGCGAAGAGUCUACCCAUGUCCGUCAUGAGCGCAAAAUCACAGCGAGCGCGCGUCAUCUACCGCCGACUCAAGAGCGUGCUAUACCUACAAUGGCGCGGCAUGCUAAUCGUCACCAUCGUCCUCGUCGACGUCAUAUUCUUCGCCGUCGUAUUCGUCUCUCUCGACAAGAUCGAAGUGUCUAUGCUGCAUGACUACACACGAGUACUACCCUGGGUGAUAUGUCUAAUCGAGAACGGAGGCAAUCGGGAUCAAUGCUUCAGAUUCAGCCACAAAUGGCUGAUCAGUGAACCCACCAUCGGAGCCAUGCUAAUCAUGAUUUCACUGCUCGGAAUCGAACUCUUCGUCCUACUCUUCCGCUGGUCACUAAUCACAGGCUGGAAAGAGCGAUGGGCAGCGAUGACAAAAGGCAAACCCCAAGAAUUCGUCUCCCUGGACGCACGAAAA
Molecule: messenger RNA, 1221 nt
Organism: Aureobasidium melanogenum CBS 110374
Lineage: Eukaryota; Fungi; Ascomycota; Dothideomycetes; Dothideales; Saccotheciaceae
Exons: 6
Biological process (GO): cell surface receptor signaling pathway
Cellular component (GO): membrane
Molecular function (GO): transmembrane signaling receptor activity
Source: RefSeq, a predicted model, not a curated record